GGUGGUAGGCGGAAAUCUAAUAUUAUCUAUCAAAAUAAGAUAUCAUUGAACUGCUGAAUCUUUUUCAGGUAUCAGGUGAACAUUCAGGUCAAACACAAAGUAGUUUCCAGCCCAAAAAUGAAAUGAACACAACACUACUGGCCCUGUAAAGACAUAAAUAUAGCAUAUGACAAUAUUAACAAGGAAUUUCAAACAAAAUACCAAGGUCAUGUACUACCGGAAGAGGAUCAACAAUGGAUCUUUAUGAAUGCUGGGGGCUGGAUGGGCAGUAUCAAAAUUCUGCAUGCUUCAUUGACAGAGUAUGUGCUCUUCUUCGGCACGGGUAUUAAUACGUCGGGAAAUUCAGGUCGAUACUGGGCUAAUAUAUCAGACACUAUACUGACAGGGUCAUUCCGACAGUGGCAGGAGGGGGAUCUACAUUCCACUGUGUAUAAACCAGGUCAGACAGUUUAUCACUACUGGGGAGAGGCAGCUGCUGUGGAAUGGACAAAUGGAACAUGGAUGGUGGAAUAUGGACGAGGAUUUAUUCCCUCAACUCUUGGAUUUGCCCUCGCUGAUACUUUUUUCUCAACACAGGACUUUAUUACCUUGUUUUAUAUCUUGAAAGUUUAUGCAAAAGCUCUCUUACUGGAAGGAACUACAUUCCUGUAUGAGUUUAAUCCAGCAGAGAUUUUAGCGGAUGGUGGUUCUGAUACUUCUAGUUGAUAUUCAUGACAUUUUGUAUUUGUUUGACUUAGAUAAUAAGCAAAAUCUUAGUAGAUAAAAUUUACCUUUAUGUGUUGCUGUCUACAAUUGUGCAAAUUGUGACCUCAAUCAUUAUAACAUAUCUGUGAUACUAAACUUUUGUCGCCUAAAUAUUGGUGUAAAUAGCCUAUGUAAUGUUGUUUUUUAUGCCCCCGAAGGGAGGCAUAUAGUUUUUGAACCAUCUGUCAGUCUGUCAGUCUGUCGGUCUGUCAGUCUGUCGGUCUGUCAGUCUGUCCGCAAUUUUCGUGUCCGGUCCAUAUCUUUGUCAUCGAUGGAUGGAUUUUCAAAUAACUUAGCAUGAAUGUGUACCACAGUAAGACGACGUGUAGCGCGCAAAACCCAGGUCCGUAGCUCAAAGGUCAAGGUCACACUUAGACAUUAAAGGAUAGUGCAUUGAUGGGCGUGUCCGGUCCAUAUCUUUGUCAUCGAUGGAUGGAUUUUCAAAUAACUUGGCAUGAAUGUGUACCACAGUAAGACGACGUGUCGCGCGCAAGACCCAGGUCCGUAGCUCAAAGGUCAAGGUCACAGACGUUAAAUGAUAGUGCAUUGAUGGGCGUGUCCGGACCAUAUCUUUGUCAUCGAUGGAUGGAUUUUCAAAUAACUUGGCAUGAAUGUGUACCAUAGUAAGACGACGUGUCGCGCGCAAGACCCAGGUCUGUAGCUCAAAGGUCAAGGUCACACUUAGACGUUAAAGGAUAGUGCAUUGAUGGGCGUGUCCGGUCCAUAUCUUUGUCAUCGAUGGAUGGAUUUUCAAAUAACUUGGCAUGAAUGUGUACCACAGUAAGACAACGUGUCACAUGCAAGACCCAGGUCCGUAGCUCAAAGAUCAAGGUCACACUUAGACAUUAAAGGUCAUUUUUCAUGAUAGUGCAUUGAUGGGCGUGUCAGGUCCAUAUCAUUGUCAUUCAUGCAUGGAUUUUAAAAUAACUACGCAUGAAUGUGUGACACAGUAAGACGACGUGUCGUGCGCAAGACCCAGCUCCAUAGGUCAAAGGUCCUAAACUCUAACAUCGGCCAUAACUAUUCACCUAUUCAUUCAAAGUGCCAUCGGGGGCAUGUGUCAUCCUAUGGAGACAGCUCUUGUUUAUUGUUCUAUUCUUUGUAAUUGUAUCAAAGUAACAUUUUUGUACACAUAUAGAAUAUUUAACAUACUAUAACAUAUAGAAUACUUAACAUACUAUAGCAUAUAGAAUACUUAACAUACUAUAGCAUUACGAAAUUUUGAAAUGCAGUUAAAACUGGAUGUCUUGAACUCGCUUAUCUCAAUAUUCUGGAAGACAUUUUCAAGUCAGGUUCCGAAAUAUACAGGCACAAAAUAUCAUUUUAUGACAAAUUUUAGUUAUCUCAAACUGAUAGGAUCAAUCGAGAUAUGCAGUUCCAAAUGUGUAUGUUUUUGUUACAAGAGCUUAUUGUUACUUCUUACAUUAUUUCUUUUUCUAUGAUAUAAUAUUUAUUAUCUUUUGAAAGCAGACAAAGUUUUAAUAAUGCUGGGACUGCCAUAAUUUAAAGUUAAAGGGACCCUCCAGAUUGUUCGACAACACAAAAAAAUAUUAUUUUUAGAUAUCUGGAAAUAAAUGCUAUAUUUGUUAAGAAGGCUUUAAAACUUAAUUAUUGACAAACUAUUUGUUAUGGAAACACAUGAGAAUUUGCUGUUUUUACUACUUUUUACGAUGAAAAUUUAGAAGCAUUUGUAAUGCUUUUACUCCAGGUAAACUGUCUAGAUUAUAAAUAUCUAUAUUA
Mercenaria mercenaria is the source of this 2484-nucleotide messenger RNA. RefSeq names its product sigma non-opioid intracellular receptor 1-like. The transcript is spliced from 4 exons. The record is from RefSeq and is a predicted model, not a curated record. Lineage: Eukaryota; Metazoa; Mollusca; Bivalvia; Venerida; Veneridae. Bases 244 to 705 code for a protein of 153 amino acids. Gene Ontology annotation, cellular component: endoplasmic reticulum.